AGUUACCGCCCACCUGUUUGCAGGGUUAAUUAUUUGUAGAGCUGAACAGAUAAGAAUUGAGUGUGUUUCAGGUGAAUGUUCUGCUGUCUGAGCUGGUUUCCUCCUGGGCGGGUCUGACAGGCUGACUUUCAGUUCCCUGCAGCUGCUGUUUGCUCAAAGGUUCCCAGAGCUGAGGAAGGAAGCGGCGGACGCAAAAAUGAGUUUCUACAGCGACGCUUCCAACGAUGACCUGAGCGACGAGUUGGAGACUUUGGGGUGGUACCACUACGAUCUGUCCCGGCAUGCAGCAGAGGCCCUCCUCAUGUCCAAUGGGGUGGAUGGGAGUUACCUUCUUAGGAACAGUAACAAUGGUCCUGGCUGCUUUGCCCUCUCCGUAAGAGCAAAGGACUCAGUGAAGCAUUUCCAUGUGACACGCAGAGAUAAUGUCUACCGUUUUGGGUUUAACGAGUUCCCGAACCUUCAUGACUUCCUCAGACACUUCGCCAACCAGCCUCUCCUGGGAAGUGAUGCAGGGACCCUCAUGGUGCUGAAGAGUCCAUAUCCAUGGCGUGUAGAGGAACCGUCCAUCUAUGAAUCAGUGCGAGUUCACACCGCCAUACAGACGGGUCGGACCAAAGAUGAUCUGGUGCCCACAGCUCCAUCGCUGGGCACUAAGGAGGGCUAUCUCGUGAAACAAGGAGCAUUUGUGAGGAGCUGGAAACAAAGGUGGUUCACUCUCCACAGAUAUGAACUUAAGUACUUUAAAGAUAAAAUGUGUGAGGAGCCUAUUCGAACGUUGGAUUUAAGAUCCUGUACUGCAGUCCAGUUCGACUAUUCUCAGGACAGGGUCAACUGCUUCUGUCUGGUGUUUCCUGAGCGAACCUUCUACCUCUGUGCAAAAUCUGGAGUUGAGGCGGACGAAUGGAUUAAGAUUCUUCAGUGGAAACUGUCACAGAUAAGAAAAGGAAGGUGACAAUCAUCCACGGAGACAAAGGAAAACACCUCCACCCUCUGACAGAUACCACCAUACCUGAAGGAAUGAAGCAGAUCUGGAAUACGUUUCACAACAAAUGAUUAGUUUUCAGUAAACUGCCUUUAGGCAUCAACUCAUCCAAGGAUUCUGACAGUUCUCUAAAGUUUCUGGACUAUGCUGUGUGAAGAGCAGCAAUGCACAGAAGAAAAGCAUAUUUAAAAACUCAACUAUGUUGAAUGUAAAUAAUGAACUUUAUAUCUGACACUUAAGAUGUGAAUUUCUAAUGCAGUCAGUUUUGAAGGACACCCUGCAGUGCAAGAUGGGACAGUUGUGACAGACUUGU
Messenger RNA from Cyprinodon tularosa, 1295 nucleotides. RefSeq names its product dual adaptor of phosphotyrosine and 3-phosphoinositides (gene dapp1). Lineage: Eukaryota; Metazoa; Chordata; Actinopteri; Cyprinodontiformes; Cyprinodontidae. The coding region runs from base 197 to 952 and encodes 251 amino acids. The transcript is spliced from 9 exons. The record is from RefSeq and is a predicted model, not a curated record.